AGAGAUAAUUUGGUACAAAAAUGAUUGAACCCAACAAUUUUAAUAAAAAGUUUAGGGGAAAGAUUCACAAUUAGGCUUAAAUAUAUAAUAUUUUAAGGGGAAAUAAAUAAUAAUAAUAAUAAUAAUAAUUGAUAAGAGGGGAAAGAGUAAACAAGGAAAAUCAAAAAUGGCGAUGGAAUCGGAAUCGGAAUCCUCGUCUCCUCCUGUAGCCGCCGGCGAAGGUCAAUCCAUGGAGAAGAAGAAUAAUGGUUCAUCUUCAACCUCAAUACCAUCAAUGGUUCUGAGCUCCACCCAUUCAGCUAUUCGUUAUCUCCAACAUAACUCUUCUUCUCAUUGGACCAAUCUCCAGGAAUUAGUAGCUGAUGCCAAAUCCAACUACACAGCUUAUGAAGACAAGUUCUUCAACACAAUUCAACAAGAGUUGAAGAGUACUAGGGAAUACCCAGCUGCUACUGUUGGGGUUGGCCUUGCAGCUGCCCUCUUUCUUCUCCCAGGACCUAGAAGGUUCUUGUUUCGUCAUACAUUGGGCCGACUGCGAAGUGAGGAGGCGAAAUUUGUUAAAGCUGAGAAGAAUGUGAAGGAGUUGAGCCUUUCGGUCGAUGUGAUGAAAAAUGAAAGUAGGAAACUACUUGAGAGAGCGGCUCUUGCUGAGAAGGACAUGAAAUAUGGGCACACCGAGCUUACGAAUGCUGGAAAUCAUAUUCAACGUCUAGCGAAAUCUGUUUACAAGGUUGAGACUCAAGCUGCAGAUUUAAUGGAUGGCCUGCGGGAAACUCCUGGUAGGGAGGCUUUAAGACUUCGAGCAGAGGUUGCGUCUAUGUUGUCGCAUUUAAGAAGGCAGAGAACCGACCUAAACAAACGGAUCAUGAAGAUUUCUGACUUGGGAGUUUCAGUGUGAUGAGGAAUUAGAGACCGCUCAAUAAAUGAAAUGUUUGAAGGAUUUUCUUUGCAAGUUGCCAAGUUAUACAACUUGAGCUAUGAGAGUUCAAAUUAAAAAAAAAAUACGAAUAUCUUAAACAAUUUUUAUAAAGCAAAGAUGGAAUGAGAUAUUUCAGCAUUUGUUAGCUUAAUAAUAUUGAGGUUACUCAUA
Molecule: messenger RNA, 1090 nt
Organism: Cannabis sativa
Lineage: Eukaryota; Viridiplantae; Streptophyta; Magnoliopsida; Rosales; Cannabaceae
Product: RGS1-HXK1-interacting protein 1
Exons: 8
Coding region: 167-898 (243 amino acids)
Source: RefSeq, a predicted model, not a curated record